GCGCUGUUCACUACACAGAUAUUUUGUCAAGAAAAAUAUUGCCUGACGGUAAACAAUGUCGGAAAGAAAAGUUUUAAAUAAAUACUAUCCAGCUGACUAUGAUCCAUCAAAGAUCCCAAAGGGCAAGAGAAAUAGAAAUGCUACCUUUAACAUUCGUAUAAUGGCUCCGUUCAAUAUGAGAUGCAAUAUGUGCAAAGAAUACAUCUAUAAAGGGAAGAAAUUCAAUUCCAGAAAGGAGGACGUAAUGGAUGAAACAUACCUAGGUCUCAAAAUCUUCCGAUUCUACAUCAAAUGCCCUCGAUGUGUCUCAGAAAUAGCAUUCAAGACUGACUUGGAGCGUACAGAUUAUACAUUAGAAGCAGGAGCGAAGCGGCUGUUUGAGGCUGAAAAGAUAGCUCAACAGAUGGCAGAAGAAGAGAGAAAAGCGAAGGAGGAGGAUGAGAUGAAUCCUAUGAAGAUGUUGGAGAACAGAACAAAGGCAAGUAGAGCUGAGAUGGAUCAGAUUGACACACUGGAAGAAUUAAGAGAGAUAAACUCUAAGAAGAACCAGGUAAACACAGAGGAAAUGAUUGAGAAAUACAGGAAAUACGAGGAACUUCUCGCACAGCUUCAGAUGGAAAAAGAGGAAGAAGAGAUCAAAGAUAUAUUUGGAGAGAAAGGUACAAAGGUUGUGAAGAGACUGAAUGAUUCUGACAGUGAAGAGGAAGGUCCUGUAAAGAAGAAACUUGCAGUGAAUCUAUCUUCAGACAGCAAACCUACAGACAUACUUGCUGUGGAUUCAAAAAAACAGCUAUCACAAAAACCACAAGAGUCAUGGCAAAAGAGUGUUGGAAGUCUUUCAUCCAAACAGAAACUGAAAGGCUUAGUGGUGAAGAAGAAGCCGUCUACCCUACCAUCAGUGUCUACCACAGCUACAAGCAAUAAUGGACAGACUUUAGAUAGUGUUGAGUUAACAGUUAAUAAUGGUAAUGCAAACAAAAGUGAUAAUGAUGUUGGAAAGUGUGCCAACAUAAAAGAGGCAUCUGAAACUAAUACAGACUCAGAUUUGGAAAAUUCAUGUAAAGUUGGUACACAAUUUCAAGAAGUAAAAUCAACGGAAGAUCGUUCAGAGACAAAAUCGAAUGUAGUUUCAGUUGUAAGUGAAUCAUCAUCUACAACUAGUUCUGCUACUUCAGGGAACAAAACCUCUGCUCUGGGUUUAAUAGGAGAUUAUUCUGAUUCCGAGAGUGAUUCUUCCGGCUGAGCUGAUCAAAGGUUUGGUGUUACUUAAUGUAAGAGUAAGCUUUAGCUCUGAUAUGAUUAUUAUUUUCUAGAUUUAUAAGACCUUUCAAAGGGGCAUUUUUCCAGAUUCAUGUCAUUAUAUUUCCAAAUUUACAAUUCCUAUUAUUAUUUACUACCGGUCAAAAUUAAAACUAACUUGAUUCAUUGAGUUUAUAAAAACAUGCCUAUAGUCUGUUAUUUGUAUUUUGACAUAAAGUGUAUGAUGCAUUCUAUGUUAGAUGAAGUUAUACAUAGAUGCUUUUCUGGAGUCAUGUCCCUAGAAAGAAAGUGUUGAUCUACAGUUGCUCCUGUAAAGAAAAGACUAUAUUUAUGUAGUAAUCAAUUCAUCAACAUUUUAUGUCUGAAACUUUGACUUUGACUUUAAAAGGCUAAAUUUUCUAUUGAGUUAAGUCAUUGUUAAAUUUGUUCAUAAUGUGCUGAAACAUAGCAUGUAGAUGAAUUCUGUAGCAACAGUAUACAGUUUUUCAAAAUUGCAGCAUAAUAGAUAUUUUAUAAGAUGUUUGCUGUUCUUAAUUCAGACUUUAAGAUGUUGAUGAAUAUGGAUCCAGUUGUAGUAAAUGUACAUAGAUUUGACUUAAUUUGUUUUUUAGACAAACCAGUUAUUUUCAUCAGUAUGCAAUUUAACAGAAAAAGUCAGAUAGGUUGAGUAUUAAGAAUAGUCAAUAAUGAAAGUGUUCAUGGAAAGCAGUUGGUGAAUCUUUAGCUCACCAGUGACCUGUUACGCAGGGACAGGGUGAGCUUUUGUGAUCGCCCUUCAUCCGUCGUCUGUCCGUCCACAAUUUCCUUGUGAACAAGAUAGAGACCACAUUUUGUAUUUGAUUUUAAUCAAACUUGCACACAACUUGUAUGGGCAUAAUAUCUCAGUUUCUUUCGAAAAUUGGCCAGAUCUAAUUAUGGGUUCCAGAGUUAGGGCCCCUUACAGGGCAAAAUUUGCUAUUUUUGGCUUGUGAAAAUGAUAGAGACAACAUUUUGCAAUCAACUUUAAUCAAACUUGCACAUAAGUUGAAUUGGCAUGAUAGCUAGCUUCCUUUUGUAAACUGGUCAGAUCCCUUCAUGGGUUCCAGAGUUACGGCCCCUUAAAGGACCAGAAUUUGCUAUUUUUGGCUUGUGAACAUGAUGGAGACGAACAUUUUGCAAUCAAUUUUAAUCAGACUUGCACACAACUUGUAUUGGCAUAAUAUCUUGGUACAUUUCCAAAACUUGCCAGAUCCCGUCAUGGGUUCCAGAGUUAUGGCCCCUUAAAGGUCCAAAAUUUGCUAUUUUGGUUUUUGCAGCCGUAUGGAGACUUCGUUUAUGGUUUGAAUUGAUACAAAUAUUUACAAUAACAAUAAAUCUUGGAUUGCAUGAUGGAUCUGUCAGAUCCAAUCAUAGGUUCCAGAGUUAUUUAUAUCUGAUUACCUCCCCUGAUUUUAAUCAAAAUGGAUUUAUAUCAGUAAGUACUUACAGGACUCAUUUGAAAUUUCAGUAUUGUCAUUAGUUGGACUGAGACAAUCAGGGUAGAUAACUAUGGACUGAGUUUAUGUCAAAUUACUUCCCUUUAUUUCAAAUUAAAUUGGGUAUAUCUCCUUAACUAAUGAAGAUACUGAUCUGAAAUUUCAUAUAUGCCAUCAGAUGCACUUGGACAAUCAGUGGAGAUACAUUUUGACUGAAUUUAUGACAAGUUACCUUCCUUUAUUUUAUGUAUAUAAAUAUACAUCAGCAGCAUCUAAUGAGAUUUGGUUUUUAAGUCUUCCAGGGUAAGGAAUAGUCAUGCUAGUACGAAAAUGCAGCAUUUAAGAUUAGGACCCUCAAACUUGGUAUGGAGAUUGGCCCUGACUAGUGCGUGACCCGUAGGCCAAAAGGGGCUGUUACAAGAAAUUGUCUAUCCUGAUGAUAUUUAAUGUGUAGGCCUAUGUGAUCUAUGCCAAAACUUGGUCUUAAUUCUUAUCAUUAAGAGCAAUGGUACUCAGGUGAGCGAUAUAGGGCCUUGUUAUAUAAACUGGUUGAUCCUGUCUUUGAAGACUAGAUAUGAUUUGUAUGUUAGAAAACUUGCUGUCCUCAGUUUGUUAUAUGUUGAUACCCUAAAAUGGUCCUCCAACCACACAGAAAACAGUUAUUUUGAAAAAAGCAUUAAGGUUAAGGAAGGAAAAUACAGUUUGAUUGUGGGAACAAUUUGAAUUAGUGAAGAAGCAGCUAGUCUUUAUAUAUUAUAAAUGCAGAAGUCUAUGCGGGAUCAAGUAAAUUAUAAAGAAAAAAUAAACAACAUUAAAUGGGUUACAUAAUAUUUGCCUACCGGUUUUGUUUAUUAUUACUCAUCAGGGCAAAUAAUACAAUAUGGCGUUAAAAAAUGUGUAAUUGCCAAGAAAAGUCGUUUUUGCAUACACAUGUGUACACAACAUAAUUAUUGUGGCGUCAUCAAUUUUGGUUAAGUUUCGGUUUAAAAAUAUUCUUUCUUCAAAGAUACUGUUGUGGUAGAUCCUCCUGCUCGUAAAAAAUUGAAAUAAUUGUGUACAUUUAUAUUAUGUUCUUUUAGUAUUUCUUAAGAGUAGUUAUACCCCCACAAAACGAAGUUUGUGGGGAAAUAUAGGAGUGAGCUUGUUGGUCGGUUUGGUCUGUCUGUCCGUCUUUUGGUUUUCAUGGUUUCCGGAUGAUAACUCAGGAAAAGCUUGAUCGAUUUAAAUAAUUUAUGGUACACAGGUAUAACAUCAGAAAAUACAAGUCAAGUUCGACAUUGGGGUCAGUAGGUCAAGGUCACAGUGACCCUAAACAGUAAAACGGUGUCCGGAUGAUAACUUGAGAACGCUUGGGCCUAGGAUCAUAAAUUAUGGUACACAGGUGUAACAUCAUGAAAUACAGGUCAAGAUUGACUUUUAGGUCACUAGGUCAAAGGUCAAGGUCACAGUGACUCUGAACAGUUAAACGGUUUCGGGAAGAUAACUAGAGAACGCUUGGGUCUAGGAUCAUAAUUAUUUUUUAGUACACAGGUGUAACAUGAUAAAAUACAGGUUCGAUUUUGAGGUUAUUAGAUCAAAGGUCAAGGUUACAAUGACACGAAACAGUUAAACGGUUUCCAGAUGAUAACUUGAGAACGCUUGGGCCUAGGAUCAUAAAAAUGAACAGGGAGAUUGGUUAUGACCAGCAGAUGACCGUAAUGAUUUUGAGGUCAGUAGGUCACAGGUCAAGGUCACAGUGACCUGGAACAUUUAAAAUGGUUUUUGGACAAUAACUUAAGAACGCUUUGGACUAGGAUCACGAAACUUAAUAGGGAGGUUGGUGAUCAUGACCAGCAGAUGACCCCUAUUCAUUUUGAGUUCCAAAGGCCAAAGGUCAGAGUGACCCAGAGCAUUUAAACCUUUUCCAGACAAUAACUUGAGAAUGCUUGGGCUGAGGAUCAUGAAACUUCAUAGGGAGGUUGAUCACAACCAGCAGAUUACCUGUAUUGAUUUUUGGGUCAGUAGGUCAAAGGUCAAGCAAGUUCUACUUUGACAUUGGCUUAGUUCUGUGACAAGGCCAUAUUGUGGAGGUAUAAUUCGUCACUCUUGUGAUAAGUCUACUUUCCUUUGUUCUAAUUGCUCCAAAGACCUAUAAAUACCAGAAAGCAAAGGUAUCAGCUUUGACAGCAGUAACUUUAAAUGAAAAACUAAGUCAUUUGUAAAAAUUUAAUAUGGUGAUUGCAGUCCUAAAAUGUUCUACCAUGAUUACAGAUUUCUAAUAUUUGUUUGGCUUUUAUUCUCUGGAACGUGUCUCAUGAUACAUCAUACUCAUGAACAUUUUGAUUUCUCUUUCAGCAUAAUUUUCUUUUAAUCUCAUUCAAACUAUCUUAGUGAUACAUGCCUAGUGAUGCGUUUCCACUUGCUAUGUCUCUCACCACACAGUGGUGUGGGAGACAUAAUUGAUUUACUCCUGUCUGUGUGUGUUUGUCUGUCUGUCUGUCACAAAGCUUGUCCGCACUCUAAGUCGAACAUUUCUCAUCUGAUCUUCACCAAACUUGAACAAAGUAUGUUUGACCAUAAGACCUUGGCCAAGUUAAUAACUAGCCAAAUCGGUCCAGGCAUAUUGGAGUUACGGCCCUUGAAUUACCAAAAAUCGGCCUUUUUACUCUUGUCCGCACUCUAAGUCAAGCAUUUUUCAUCCUGUCUUCACCAAACUUGAACAAUAUGUGUUUAACCAUGAGACCUCAGCCAGAUUUGAUAACUAGCCAAAUCGGUCCAGGCAUUUUGGAGUUACGGCCCUUGAAUUACCAAAAUAUCAGCCUUUUUACUCUUGUCUGCACUCUUAAGUCGAACAUUUCUCAUCCGAUCUUCACCAACUUGAACAAAAUGUUUUUGACCAUAAGACCUCGGACAAGUUCGAUAAUGAGCCAAAUUGGUCCAGGCAUUUUGGAGUUCUGGCCCUUGAAUUGUAGUGAGUAAACAGUAUAUAAAGACUGACUUGCUAUUUAGAUGAUUAGGCAGUUGUGGGAGACAUUCGCUUUUCUCAAAAGCAGCUUUAGUUUACCUCUGAACACAAUAACCUGUCAUUAGUGCCAUCAUGGCCCUCUUGUUUGACUUAUAUGCAUUCAAUUGACAAGGCUGUUGAAUAGUUGAGUAUUGCCAUCCUCAGACAGCUCCUGUUUCUAUACUUUAUUACAACCAAAUGUUUUGUUUAUUAUUUUACAGUCCUUUGGCAUUUCUCUUAUAAUUUCCCCUUUAAAAGACUAUAGUGUUUUACUUUUUGUGUAAAUGUGAAUACAAGUUAACAUUUCAUAAAGAAAAAGAUAAGAACAGUGUCUAAUGUCAAUGAUGUGAGUGUAGGUCCACACACACACAGCCAUGUAUAACCUGUUUGAUUUUAUUGCAUGUGUUCUGAAAUGUUGUCAGUUGAAUCCUGUUGUUGAAGAUAUGUGCGCAAUCUAGCAGAAAGAGAAAAUGUAGGGUGGUUUUUCAUAUGUUUCAAUAGUGUUUUUCUUGUAGGCAGUCUGUUGUAACUUUGGUUUGUAAAACAAGUAACAGUAAGUAAAUCAAAUGAAUAUACUGCUUUGUAACCAA
Mercenaria mercenaria is the source of this 6287-nucleotide messenger RNA. Its product is annotated as splicing factor YJU2-like. The transcript is spliced from 7 exons. Lineage: Eukaryota; Metazoa; Mollusca; Bivalvia; Venerida; Veneridae. The record is from RefSeq and is a predicted model, not a curated record. Gene Ontology annotation, biological process: mRNA splicing, via spliceosome. Bases 56 to 1243 code for a protein of 395 amino acids. Gene Ontology annotation, cellular component: U2-type catalytic step 1 spliceosome.